Xiphophorus maculatus (southern platyfish) is the source of this 2788-nucleotide messenger RNA. It is a transcript of the gene scarb2c, whose product is annotated as lysosome membrane protein 2-like. Lineage: Eukaryota; Metazoa; Chordata; Actinopteri; Cyprinodontiformes; Poeciliidae. Bases 108 to 1553 code for a protein of 481 amino acids. The record is from RefSeq and is a predicted model, not a curated record. Gene Ontology annotation, molecular function: scavenger receptor activity. The transcript is spliced from 11 exons. Gene Ontology annotation, cellular component: cytoplasm; lysosome; membrane. Gene Ontology annotation, biological process: protein targeting to lysosome; receptor-mediated endocytosis.
AUUUCGGUUCCUACUGGGAAAGGAGCUUUUUCCGAUCCAAAACAAAAACAGCUCCGUCACUGGCUUCUCUUCUCACUCUCUAAUAAUUUUUCCUCUGCUGCCACAAUAUGCUGCUGAAACCAUGUUUAAUCUACAUCAUCGGGGCGUCCUCUUUGCUAAUGCUGAUCGUGGGGAUAUCUUUAGUUUUAUCCAACGCGUUUCCAAAUUUCCUACAGUCGAAGGUUAAAACGGAAGUAGUCUUGAGAAAUGGAACAGAGGCCUUUGAGGUUUGGGUUGAUCCUCCUGCUCCGAUCUACAUGCAGUUUUACUUCUUCAAUCUGACGAACCCAGCUGAGGUCAUGAGUGGGGAAAGACCAGCUGUGACUGAGAUUGGACCUUACACAUACAGAGAAUAUCGGCCCAUGGAGGACGUGGUCUUCCAGGAAAACGGCACAAGAGUUGCAUCAGUCAAUCCUAAAACGUACAUUUUUGAGCGCAACAUGUCCCGAGGUCCUGAAAGUGACCUCAUCAGGACGGUUAACAUCCCUGCUUUGACAGUAAUGGAAAGAUUUAAGGACAGUGCGUUAGUAGCCAAUCUGAUCUCCGCCUACAUGCGAUCCGCUGGUAUCGGCCUGUUCACCACCCACACUGUGGGAGAGCUACUAUGGGGAUAUGAAGACGGCCUUCUCAAAGCUCUCAAAAUGUUUUCUCCUGAGCUGGACGACUUUUUUGGACUUUUCUAUAAGACGAAUGCUUCAAAUGAUGGAGAAUAUACUUUCUUUACUGGUCAGCAAAACUACCAGGACUUUGCUAGAGUGGACACAUGGAAUGGGAAAAGCUCUUUGGAUUGGUGGACGUCUGACGAGUGCAAUAUGAUAAAUGGAACCAACGGAGCCUCUUUCCACCCAAUCAUCAGUAAGAAUGAAGUCCUCCACAUGUUCUCCUCUGACCUGUGCAGGUCGUUGUAUGCCAUAUACACCAAUGACGUGACUGUGAAGAAUAUCCCUGGCUAUCGCUUCGUUCCCCCCUUCGAAGUUUUCGCCAAUAUGACUGUGAACCCGGCCAACGCAGGCUUCUGUGUUCCUUCUGGAAACUGCCUCGGCUCAGGCCUGCUCAAUGUCAGCAUGUGUAAACAAGGGGCUCCCAUCAUCAUGUCCUCACCGCACUUCUACCAGGCUGAUGAGAAAUUUGUGCAGGAUGUGUUUGGGAUGAGGCCCAAUAAGGACGAGCAUCAGACUGCCAUCGAUAUCAAUCCACUGACGGGAAUCAUCCUACAGGCAGCCAAACGUGUCCAGAUCAAUGUCUAUGUGGAGAAAAUUGCACGCUUCAGUGAAACAGGAAAUGUGAGGACAGUGGUUUUCCCUGUGGUGUAUCUCAACGAGAGCGCUCUUAUUGACGAUGCAUCAGCCAAGAAGCUGCAGAGUGUUAAUAUCCAGAAGAACGUGGUGGAGAAUAUUCCAUUUCUUGUGAUUGCUCUUGGCAUCAUCCUGGGAGGAAUCUUUAUGUUGCUGAUGUGUCGACAGAAAGUCCCAGAGAGCACUGAAGCAGAACGUCAGCCCCUGAUCUCAUCGUAGCACCAAGCAGAACUUAUGAGGGCGAUCAUGGUGUUACUGGCAUAACGUUAGAAUAAAAUAAUCUGACAUCUAGACUCCUAACCUUUAGGCAGCCACUCAUAACCAGAAUCUCAUCUUUUCAAUAUCUAAAUGCUUUCAGGAAUUUUGUGUGUUUAUAACAAGCACUUAAGUUGUUUGUUUUCAUGCUGUAAUGUUGCUUAAACUGCUCUCUUUUCAAUUAAAUCUUAUUUUUCUAACCACUAAUUAUGGGGUUGCAAAUGAAACUAAGCAGAACUGAGCAGUAUUAAACCUAAUUAUUAUUCUUCAUUGCAAAUAAAUGCAAUGGGUAGUUGCAUUUAUUUGUAAUGUAUAUUUAUAUCUCCACAAAUAUACAUUGCUAUAUUUGUGCAUAAAUAUGCUAUAAAUGGUACCUGAAAGUGUUUGCUACUUUCAUGUAUCGACAAAUCAGCUGCCUCCUAUGAGAUGCCGAUUUCAGAAAAAAAAAUGUUUUAUGGUUUUGUGUUAACUACAAACAUGUGCAAAUAUACUGACCACUGAAAGGUUAAAGUAAUGAGUAUGUUUUUGUAAAUGAAAGGUGUUUUAUUAAAAAAAGGCUUCAAAAGUCAUUUGUUGUUUAUUCAACGACAAUGCUCAAAUUUGUUAGUUUCUUAAAGAGUUAUCAUUAUAGGGAUUUACUUGCUUUAAAACGAUGCGUGAAAUAAACCCCAAACAGUACUGCUUCUCGAGGAUAAAGGGAUGGUUUUUAUCUGCUGCGAAUGUGUUGGCAUGGAAAGGUUAAAAGGUUUUUUAUCCUGCUCAAUUCAACACUGUGUAUUGAUUUUAUUUUAUGAUGCUUCUUGGGGAUUUUGCUAAAAGGAGUGUACAAAAGGUUUUAUGGAAGUGUUAUAUCUGAUGUAUUUUUAAGUUUGUUUUCUAUUUGAAAUGUUAAGUUGCUUGAGAAUUGCUGUAGUCCUGCAGGGCUGAGACUUUCAAAGUUGCUUAUUUGUUUAAAAAAUUGGUUGAUUCUAUUCAACAUCAUAAAAUUAUUGUGAAAUUUCUUUAAUAUAAAUGUCACCAUUUACUAACAGUUGAUGUUGGUGUUUUGUGCUGUUUAUGUAAGAGACUGUUUGCACUACUACUUAGCAGUCUAAACAUAAUAUGUAAUCACUGAUUAAAUUCACAGAACAGGCCGUAUGUGUUAUUGGCAUCUUGUCUUGUUAUUCGUCAUGACCAAUAAACUGAUUCAAAUAUCGUCA